Messenger RNA from Heterobasidion irregulare TC 32-1, 1185 nucleotides. RefSeq lists its product as uncharacterized. Lineage: Eukaryota; Fungi; Basidiomycota; Agaricomycetes; Russulales; Bondarzewiaceae. The coding region runs from base 1 to 1185 and encodes 394 amino acids. Gene Ontology annotation, molecular function: protein heterodimerization activity; DNA binding; RNA polymerase II general transcription initiation factor activity. The transcript has 3 exons. The record is from RefSeq and is a predicted model, not a curated record. Gene Ontology annotation, cellular component: transcription factor TFIID complex. Gene Ontology annotation, biological process: transcription initiation at RNA polymerase II promoter.
AUGGGCUACAACGCGCCGUCGUACUACCAAUAUCAACACUACCCGCAAGCAUCAUAUGGCCACUACCAGCCGUACAUUCCACAACCUCAAGCCACGCAGCCUCAAAUCGUGGCGCCUGUCCAGCGACAACCUCUACAACAAUCCCAAUCCCAAUCGACCGCGAACACGAAUCAGCUCGAUACCGCCGAUGUCGCCACCCUGAAUGACGCCCUAGGGAGCGCCGGCGUCGAUCUCAGGGCCGAAGAAGAGACCCUGCAGAGAUCAUCCGACCUGCACCAGGCUUACCGCCCGUACGAAGACCGCUCGCACAAGCAGCCCGCCAAACCCAACUUCGACACGCGCUUCCUCGGGCCCACGAUGCGCACGAUCGGGGCCAAGCACAAAAUCACGAAGAUCCCAGACGACGCGGUCAACUACGUCGCGCUCGCGCUGCGCGCGCGGCUGCAGGGCCUGCUCGCCGCGAUGAUCGCCGCGUCCGCGCACCGCACGGACACGCAGUUCGACCGCCCCACGCCGUUCUACGACGACGGGACGACGCCGAUGUGGCGCGUCGAGGUGCGGCGCGACGUCGCGAAGCAGCUCGCCGCGCUCGAGCGCGCGGAGCGCGAAGAGGAGAUGCGCGUGCGCCGCGAGCGCAAGGAGCUCGCCGCGGCGCAGGCGGCCGCACUGGCGGCGCACGCGCCCGGCACGCCGAGCGGCGAGGUGGAGGACGCGGAGGGCCCGAAGAAGAAGAAAAAGAAGACGGACGGGCCGGGAGUGACGGCGAAAAACAUGUCGGAGGACGUGCGGAAGAAGAUGUCGAACGCGGUCGCGAGUCAGGCGGCGGGGCUCGGGACGGGGAAGUACGCGUGGAUGAACGCCGCGAACGCGACGCCCGCGCCCGCGAAACCGAAGCCUGCUGCUUCUGCGGCUGCCUCGCCCGCGACGACCACGGCGCCGGCUUCGGGUGCGGGUGGUGGUGGUGGUGGUGGUGGUGGUGGUGGUGGUGCGGGAGGGAGUGGAUCUGGUGGACCGGGAAGCAGCUCGUGGGCGCGACCGUAUGUGGUGACGAAUAAAUCGCAGAGUUCGGCGACGCAGGCGGAGGAGGAAUCCAAGCGAGCGGUGACCUUGCGAGACGCGAUGUUCGUGGUGGAGAAGGAGCGAGGACACGGUGGUGGCCGUGGCGCCGCGCGGGGGUGGGUCUGA